CUGUGCUGGGGAACAUGUGCAGCACUCUGAGCACAAAGCUUUAGAGCCGUGCAGAGCACAUCACUCCGGAACUACUGUAGUUUUUAUUAACUGUGGCUGUGUUUGGUGCGCGUGCUGUGCGUCUGUGUCUGUGUGCGCGUGCUGUGUGGAGACUCGGAAACAUGCCGAAGAGAGCCAAGAAAAACGAGGCUUCUGCAGAAGCAGGAAACGACAACGGAACAGAACCAGAAACAAAGAAAGGGAAGAAGGCAAAGGAACCCGAAGCCCCAGUGUUAUAUGAAGAUCCCCCAGAUAAGCUGACCAGCAAGAGUGGCCGGGCAGCCAACAUGAAGUUAACCUCGUGGAACGUAGAUGGCCUUCGUGCGUGGGUUAAGAAGAAAGGGCUUGAUUGGGUGCGUCAGGAGGCUCCAGAUGUGCUUUGUCUUCAGGAGACGAAGUGUGCUGAGAAAGCUUUACCAGCAGAUAUCACAUCUAUGCCUGAGUAUCCAUAUAAGUACUGGUCAGGCUCAGAAGAUAAAGAGGGUUACAGUGGAGUGGCCAUGCUGUGCAAGACUGAGCCUCUUAAUGUCACUUACGGAAUUGGAAAAGAGGAGCAUGACAAAGAGGGCCGCGUGAUAACUGCCGAGUUCCCUUCCUUCUUUCUGGUUACCGCAUACGUGCCCAACUCUGGGCGCGGUCUGGUUCGCCUCGACUACCGUAAAACGUGGGAUGUAGAUUUCCGCGAAUACCUGAGCGACCUGGACAGUCGCAAGCCCCUGGUGCUGUGUGGUGACCUCAACGUGGCCCACCAGGAGAUUGACCUGAAGAACCCCAAAGGCAACCGUAAGAAUGCAGGCUUCACUCCUGAAGAGCGCGAAGGUUUCAGCCAGCUCCUGGCCGCUGGCUUUACCGAUAGCUUCCGUGAGCUGUAUCCGGAGCAGACCAACGCCUACACCUUCUGGACGUACAUGAUGAACGCACGGGGCAAGAACGUGGGUUGGCGCCUGGACUACUUCCUGCUCUCGGCUGCUUUGCUCCCAAGCUUGUGUGACAGCAAGAUUCGUAACACGGCCAUGGGGAGUGACCACUGCCCCAUCACCCUCCAUCUGGCUAUAUAAACAUAUGACUACUUCUGUCAGUAUGGGUUCGCAUUCACUACUUCCUAAGGGCAGCGGGUGUUUCACUUUUCCCCCCUAACUUGUGUAGAUCGAGGCAAACGCUUCCAAUAUCUGUAUCUCUUUCCUGAAAUAUUUUACCUAUUAAAAAGCCCAGACCGGUAAUUAGACCAUUAGAGCUAAGACGGAACAGAGGGUGGAUUUGAUUCAGGGUUUGUAGUUUUGUUGUGGAUAUUAUUCCCAUGAUGGUUGGUUUGUUUUUGGUUCUGUGUUCCUGCUAAUGAUCUCUCCAAAAGAAGUCUGACUUUAGAGUAUGGCGUACGACGGAAACUUUGAUCUUGUGUAUUUUUCUGACACAUCUGUCUCGUAUCAUUCCAUUAAGCAGAUGUAAUGCCAACAUUUGUACUCCAUGUCCGAUGAAAUGAAACAAAAGCAGACCCCUUGUACUCCAGCUCAAUAACAAAGCAUUGUUCAUGUUGCAUCUGGAUCGAAGUUUCACAAAAGUAAUGAACAUUACCACCAAAUGUUGACUUUCUGAACAUUUUUCAAAUCACAUUUUUUAAACAAUAGUGAUUCUCGAUCUGAGUUUCAGGUAUGAAGUAGUUAAGAUUUGUUUAGUUCCUUUACCUUCAAUUGACAGUGGCUUAGUAAUCAUCUUCACGGUGCUUCCUACUUUUAUUGCAAAACAGUUGGGGCUUUUUUUUUUUUUAGUUACUUCUGUUGAGACAAAAAUAAAUUGCUAAACA
This is a messenger RNA of Ictalurus furcatus (blue catfish), 1840 nucleotides long. It is a transcript of the gene apex1, whose product is annotated as APEX nuclease (multifunctional DNA repair enzyme) 1. Gene Ontology annotation, molecular function: DNA binding; DNA-(apurinic or apyrimidinic site) endonuclease activity; phosphoric diester hydrolase activity. The transcript has 5 exons. The record is from RefSeq and is a predicted model, not a curated record. Gene Ontology annotation, biological process: base-excision repair. Gene Ontology annotation, cellular component: nucleus. Lineage: Eukaryota; Metazoa; Chordata; Actinopteri; Siluriformes; Ictaluridae. Bases 162 to 1097 code for a protein of 311 amino acids.